Messenger RNA from Lichtheimia ornata, 393 nucleotides. Its product is annotated as histone H2A.V. The record is from RefSeq and is a predicted model, not a curated record. Gene Ontology annotation, molecular function: structural constituent of chromatin; DNA binding; protein heterodimerization activity. The coding region runs from base 1 to 393 and encodes 130 amino acids. The transcript has 3 exons. NCBI's taxonomy places the organism in Eukaryota, Fungi, Mucoromycota, Mucoromycetes, Mucorales, Lichtheimiaceae. Gene Ontology annotation, cellular component: nucleosome.
AUGGCAGACAAAGCACCUGAUAAUAGCGAGAUAAAAAAGGACCGCGUACCCAUCCUCUCACAAUCAGCACGAUCCGGUCUUCAGUUUCCUGUGGGUCGUAUCCAUCGUUAUCUCAAGGGCAAAGGUCGUAACGGUGUUCGCGUUGGCGCCAAGGCUGCCGUGUAUACCGCUGCCGUGCUUGAGUAUCUUACAGCCGAAGUGCUUGAACUUGCCGGUAACGCCACCAAGGAUCUCAAAGUGAAGCGUAUCACCCCACGUCACUUGCAACUCGCUAUUCGUGGUGAUGAAGAAUUGGAUACCUUGAUCAAGGCUACUAUCGCGGGUGGCGGUGUGUUACCACAUAUCCACAAAUCCUUGAUUGGCAAAACGAACAAGAUCGGCAAGAAAGUAUAA